Messenger RNA from Halichondria panicea, 1578 nucleotides. Its product is annotated as fibropellin-3-like. NCBI's taxonomy places the organism in Eukaryota, Metazoa, Porifera, Demospongiae, Suberitida, Halichondriidae. The coding region runs from base 108 to 1541 and encodes 477 amino acids. Gene Ontology annotation, molecular function: calcium ion binding; Notch binding. The record is from RefSeq and is a predicted model, not a curated record. The transcript is spliced from 5 exons.
ACAUCUCUCAUCAAGAUAGCUGUUAUCAUCUCAAACAAGAUAGUUGCUUAUAGCUAUUGAACUAUAUUGCAUGCUGCUGAGAAUGAGUGUCCUUGCAUGUAUUGUGUAUGAGCUGCCUGUGUCUAUGGCUGGGGAAGCUCAGUGUACUGGUGUCUGCAGACUAUGUGGUACAAGUGGAGAUGCUCUCCUACAGUCAUCCAUUCAACACACGCUCUGACGGUCGAGCUUGUGAUUUAACCAGUAACUGUGACACCUACUUCACCUACUGUCUGUUGCCACGUGCCAGUGCUGAUAGAGGAUGUCCCAAUAGUGGACCUGGAGAUACUCUAGUCAGUAACGUUAUACUUGAUGGGGCAGACAUUGAUUUCUCACAACUUAAUGUAUUUGGACUUCCUAAUCCAUUCAAUCUAACUGGAAUAUCGACAGCCUGGGAGGGAGCUCAGCUUUAUAUAACAGUGUUUGACUUUGAUAGUAAUGAAGAUGAUCUUAUUGUAAGGUAUCGAUUUGAUCUCAGUCUCUCAAUGGAAUCGGCAAGGCUAUUUUCUAGUACCGAGCCUGCUAUCACUCUGAAUGCUACUGAGCUAUGUGCUCCAUUCUACUCUGGAAGCACUUGUGAGAUGUUUAAUCACUGUGAUUCCAAUGCUGUCACAUGCAGUGACCAAGGAACGUGUACAAACGACCUUGAUUCUUACACCUGUGUCUGCAAUGCUGGCUAUACUGGUGCUGAUUGUGAUGUGGAUAUUGAUGAGUGCUUGCUAAUGGAGAGGGUGUGCAGUGGCCAUGGUAACUGCUCUCAUGGAAUAGCCUCCUUCACCUGCUCAUGUUAUCUUGGCUACACUGGACAGAGAUGUGGGACUGACACUGAUGAAUGUGAUGGAAUAAACUGUAGUGGAAAUGGUCGUUGUGUUGAUAUGGUGAACAUGUUCCUAUGUGACUGUGAACCUGGCUACACUGGUGCUGAUUGUGAGACCAACAUUGAUGACUGUGUGAAUAGGAACUGCAGUGGAAAUGGUGUGUGUGUGGAUGGUGUCAACUCGUUCAGUUGUGAAUGUGUGUCUGGCUUCACUGGAGAGAUGUGCAGUGUGGAGACACAAGAGAUGAGAUCAGAUGAUACAACAGCUACUAUAGCAGGUGGAGUAGUCGGGGGACUGGUAGGGAUUGUGAUCAUAGUCAUUGUCAUAGUGAUUAUUGUCAAAAACAAGCAAGAGUCGUCUAAAUACAACGUUAGUGGAGGAGGAACAGCCGACAAUGGCAUACAAUGUCAGAACAACGUGGUGUAUGGUGUGUGUGAGAUGAACACAGCUCAACCUCAAACCAACACCCUCCCUACUGGUCCACCCCCCUCCUCUCUACAAGAGCUGGAAUAUGACUAUCCCCUGUAUAAUGUGUCGAAGCCCCUCCCACCAGUGUACGGGAGUGUGGAUGAGAAGGAUGAGAAACUCAUGAUAAAUGUAAAUGUUAGCUAUGCAACCGUUGCCGAGCGUGAGGAUAAACUGGGACAGACUAGUGAUAUCUAUGAUGAUGUCAACAUGAGGCAAUGACUUAAUUUUAACGUAUAAAUUAAUUUUUUCCCCUAAA